UGAACAAUAAGGCAACUAUGAGUCAUGAAAUAAAAGAAUGAUGACUAGAUUAUCAGCCUCAUCCCAGUUUCUUCUUCGACUAAGCUUUAAUUUCAAGCCCUUCGUCUGUCUUCUCACCCGAACACAAAACCUUCAUGCCAUGCAGUCUUCAAACCGGCUCAAUCCUAGCCGUCUGAUUGAUUUCACGGUCAAAGAUCUGACGGUGGACAAGCUGCGGCUCAUCGAAGUUCCGGAUAACGCCACCCUAGCAGACGCCUUAAACGCCAUGGUGGCAAACCGAGUAAGAGCGGUGCCCGUGGCUGCGGUACCAGGGCAGUGGUUGGGGGCUGGAGGAUCCAUGAUAGUUGAGUCGGACAAAGAGACCGGAAGGGUAAAGAAACAGUACAUAGGAAUGGUGACAAUGCUGGAUGUUGUGGCUCACAUCGCCGGAAAUGAGGAAGAGAAUGGGCUUGAUAAGAAAAUGGCUGCUCAUGUCUCUUCUAUCAUUGGUCAUUGCCCUGAGGGUCGAAGCUUAUGGUCUCUCAACCCCAAUACCAGCAUAAUGGAUUGUAUGGAGAUUCUGAGCAAAGGAAUACACAGAGUAUUGGUUCCAUUGGACAGUAACGUAGAGAAUACCUCAGGACCAGAGUUGGUAGAGUCAGCCUCUGCUUACACAAUGCUGACUCAGAUGGAUCUAGUCUCCUUCUUCCUCGACCAAUCAUCCCAUCUCCAAGCUAUCCUCUCCUGCACUGUCACUGACCUCUCCGCUGUAAACGACAAUGUUUUAGCCAUCACUAGCCAGGCAAGAGUAAAAGAUGCAGUUAAAUGCAUGAGUAUGGCAAUGCUAAACGCCGUGCCUAUCGUUGAAGCCUCCAGCGAUGAAGAGGAUCAUACACAGCUCGUGGACGCGAAAAACCGGAGGGUGGUGGGGACUUUCUCGGCGAGUGAUCUGAAGGGAUGUAAUUUAGCCACGUUGCGUUCUUGGUUGCCAUUAAACGCGCUUGAAUUCGCCGAGAAAAUACCAAGAACCCCCUUGUUCGCAUCAGCACCUGCGAGGGAGCUCGUGACAUGUCACGUGACAUCUACCUUGGUCCAAGUGAUCCGUAUGGCCACCACGAGACGUGUACACAGAGUUUGGGUCGUGGACAAGAACGAUGGGCUUCAAGGCCUCGUUUCUCUUACUGACAUUAUCGCUGCAGUCCGAGCCGCUAUCUCUACCUCGACCUCCUAAUUUCGUCUUUCUCUUCUAUUAUUGCAAUCUACUUUUAUUUGUUUUCCUUUCAAGAACAACUUCCACACUUCUACUUCUUUUUUCUAUGUACUAGCAUGUUUUAUCAAUCUAGUUAACCCAUUAAGAAUGAUUGUUUGUUCGGAAUCAAAGCGAGGAAUAACGAGUCUUGCUGCUUGACGGAGACGCUAUCGCUCGA
Molecule: messenger RNA, 1406 nt
Organism: Brassica oleracea var. oleracea
Lineage: Eukaryota; Viridiplantae; Streptophyta; Magnoliopsida; Brassicales; Brassicaceae
Product: SNF1-related protein kinase regulatory subunit gamma-like PV42b
Exons: 5
Coding region: 38-1210 (390 amino acids)
Source: RefSeq, a predicted model, not a curated record